Molecule: messenger RNA, 2141 nt
Organism: Drosophila sechellia
Lineage: Eukaryota; Metazoa; Arthropoda; Insecta; Diptera; Drosophilidae
Exons: 5
Coding region: 191-1510 (439 amino acids)
Source: RefSeq, a predicted model, not a curated record
AAGAAGAAGCAUAAACACGUAGCAGUGCGAAAAGAAACACAUGUUCGCGCAAAAUCGAUGAAUAAACUUUAAAGGGGAAACCGAAAACUAAAUAGAGCGGUGCGCUUUCUGCAAUAAAACCAUCCACAUUGUGUGCAAAGAAUCGAGAGUAAGGCUGCCUGUAAGAGCCUCCACAGGACUCCUUGGAAAAAUGGGUAUUACGGAGACAGCAGCGGCAACAACAACUACCGGACUGGGAGCGGCAAACGCCGUGGAGAGCAAACAAAUCCUCUCGCUCGAGGUGUUCCAGGACAUCUACAAGCACGUGGAACCGGAUGUGCAGAUCGAUGCCUUCGAGCUGGCCCAGGGCUCCGACCGGGGUGACAACUAUACGGCCGCCCUGUAUCGCAUAAAGCUGACCGGAAAGCGAAGGAGUCUCAAAUGGGAACAGAACGUCAUCUGCAAGGUGAUGCCGGAGAGUGUAGUCGCGCGGGAGGCCUACAAGAGCGACAAGCUCUUCCGCAACGAGGUGCAGUUCUACAACACCAUCAUGCCGGAAUUGCUCAAGUUCCAGGCCAGCAAAACGAACCAGGACACACCCGUGUUCAAUGCCAUUCCCAAGUGCUAUUCAGCCAGGCAUGAUCUGCUCAUAAUGGAGGAUCUUCGCGAACGCGGCUUCCAGAUGUCCGACCGCCACAAAGGCCUCAGUCUGGAGGAGACGCAGUCCGUCCUGCUGCAGGUGGCCCAGCUGCACGGCCUUAGCCUAGCCUACAAGUUCGAAAAACCGCUGGAGUUCAGCAAUCUGUGCAGCGUGAUCAGCGAGGGCAUCUUCUGCACGGCCAAUACGAGUUGGUAUCGAAACUACUACGAGCGCCUUACCAAGAACGCCAUUCAGAUGGUGUCCGAGGUGCUGCCCCCCGACUCCAAGUAUGUCCUGGCAAUGAAUAAAUUCGCAGAAAGCUCCUCAUUCUUCGGCCGGAUGGUGAAGUUGGCCAGUACCGAGUCGCCGUUAUCCGCCAUUUGCCACGGCGACUGCUGGGUGAACAACUUUCUGUACCACUAUGAUCCGGAGGAUCCACACCGAGUGCUGGAGGUGGCGCUGCUCGACUUUCAGCUGAUACGCUACAGCUCGAUCGCACUGGACAUUGCCAAUCUGCUGUAUUGCUGCACCACCAAGGAAAUGCGCGAUGCUCAGCUGCAGACUCUGCUCAAGAUCUAUACGGAGGAGCUGUUUCGAUGGCUGCAAAUGCUCUGCACCAAUUUGCCGGACCACUGCGACACAUUACAGAAGCUACAGGAUCUCUUUGCCGAGGAGCUGAAGACAUACGGACGCUUUGCUCUUGGCUUGGCAUUGGAUAUCCUGCCUAUUAGCACCUGCUCGUCGGAGGAUGCCCCCGAUAUGUAUUUGGAUCGAAGCGAUGAACUCGGAGAGGAUGUGGGCGCGCCCACACUCAACUUUCCACCCAACGACCUGUGCCGCCAGAAGAUGUCGGAGAUAGUCAUUGAUAUGGUGGAUCGGGACAUGCUCUAGGUCACCCUGCAAUCCAAAUGGAACACUAGCUGUCAGCCCAAAACAGCAAUUUCGAACAAUACGCAGUGCUCCAGUUGAUCCUCACUUAACCCUUAGUUAUAUGUAUGCAAGAUAGUAAAAAUUACCAGUAACUUAGCAAGACUUUGUACGUUUAGGGUACAACCGCUACCUUUAUGUUACGUUUCUGUAGCAGCCAAUUCCUCGGCCCUGCGUCCCAGGUUAGACUUCAUGUAGUCAGAGUUAACACUUCCCCGUAUGAAAAAUUUAUUUAUUUAUUUUUUUAUUUGUACUGCUAGAUGAGCAAACAGAGCGAUGCCAAAAUAGUAAAUAGUAGAUGUUUUUAGUUUAGUCUUACGUUUAAUUUAUGAUCCCCGUUGUUGAAUAUCAGUAGGUAUUCUCGAAAAAUGGAAGUUUCCCUUGCGUUUACCUUGGCGGAAUGCAAUUGGGCACAGGGCCUUUAAAUUGGACAGGAAUUGUGAAAAAGCACUAUUCGCUCUAGUCGUAGCUAAAAUAAACAAUACAUUUGUUGAACUUAGGCCGAAAAAAAACAGACAAUAGAAGGCUUGUCUAGGCGUAUUGUGUUUUUCUAAAGUAUUCUUUACACAAAGUAAUAAACUAUAAAUGAAGGGUA